Molecule: messenger RNA, 1666 nt
Organism: Brachypodium distachyon (stiff brome)
Lineage: Eukaryota; Viridiplantae; Streptophyta; Magnoliopsida; Poales; Poaceae
Product: probable indole-3-pyruvate monooxygenase YUCCA8
Exons: 2
Coding region: 144-1376 (410 amino acids)
Molecular function (GO): monooxygenase activity; flavin adenine dinucleotide binding
Source: RefSeq, a predicted model, not a curated record
AGCCUUCUUCAUUCCCUCCUCACUCUCACUUGCUUCCGAUUAAGCCUUCUCUUCUCUUCUCUUCUACCCCGGUGCAUGCUACCUAGCCUACCUUCUCUUCUUCCUCCUACGUGCACACCGGAGAAGACAUAGAUACAGUACGUAUGACGUGGGUGAACGGGCCGAUCGUGGUGGGCGCCGGCCCAGCGGGCCUGGCCGUGGCGGCCUGCCUGGAUACCCACGGCGUGCCGUCCGUCGUCCUGGAGCGCGACGACUGCAUCGCGUCCUUAUGGCAGCGGCGCACCUACGACCGCCUCCGCCUCCACCUCCCGAAGCAGUUCUGCGAGCUCCCCGGCAUGCCCUUCCCCGCCGACUUCCCCGAGUACCCUUCCAAGCACCAGUUCCUCUCCUACCUCCAUUCCUACGCCGCGCGCUUCCACGUGGCCCCGCGUUUCAACCGCGCCGUCGUCUCCGCCCAAUUCGACCACGCCGCCGGCCUCUGGAGAGUCCACACUGAAACUUCGUCUUCUUCGUCUCCGGCAACGGCGGAAGAGGAGUACAUCGGGCGGUGGCUGGUGGUGGCCACGGGCGAGAACGCGGAGCGGAUCAUCCCGCCAGAGUACAGCUCCUCCGGCUCCAGCGGCUUCUCCGGGCCGGUGAGCCACGUGUCCGAGUACAAGUCCGGCGCGCCGUACGCGGGGAAGAAGGUGCUCGUGGUCGGCUGCGGGAACUCGGGCAUGGAGGUCUCGCUCGACCUCUGCGACCACGGCGCGCGCCCCGCCAUGAUCGUCCGGGGCGCCGUCCACGUGCUCCCGCGCGACGUGCUCGGCGUCGCCACCUUCUCCCUGGCGUCGCUCCUCCUCCGCUUCCUCCCGCUGCGCCUCGUCGACGGUUUGCUCGUCUUCCUCGCGGGCGUCUUCCUCGGCGCCGACCUGCCCAGGCUCGGGCUCCGGCGGCCCACGGGCGCCGGCCCGCUGGAGAUGAAGAACAGUAAGGGCAGGACGCCGGUUUUGGAUGUCGGGGCGUUGGAUAAGAUCCGGAAGGGGGAUAUCGAGGUGGUGAAUGCUGGAGUGAAGCGGCUCGUCGCCGGUGGCGCGGAACUCGUGGAUGGACGGUUCGUGGCCGCGGACGCCGUCGUUCUCGCCACCGGCUACCACAGCAACGUCCCGCAGUGGCUCAAGGGAAGCGAGUGCUUGUUCAGUGGGGAAGGGUACCCCAAGGUGGGCUUCCCGGAAGGCUGGAAGCUGGGCGAAUCGGGGCUCUACUCCGUCGGCUUCACGCGGAGGGGCCUCGCCGGCGUCUCCCUCGACGCCGUCAGGGUUGCAGCAGACAUCGCCACAGCAUACCACAACAACAACACCAACACCAACACGUCUUCUUCUUCUGCUUCCGUCUAGCUUCAUUCUUCACACCCGAGACAUGCAUGAACAUCCUGCCUUCAGAGAAGCCCUCCUCGCUCCGAGGACAGCCACCAAAUUGACAGAUAAACAGAGCCCAAAUUUUGCCGUGUUCAUGGGUUCUCUUCCUUCCUUUCUCUGCCUAAUAAACCGAGUACUGCUCUGCUACAGCUGCAUAUGCGUUGCUAGCUGUCUUCACUCUUCAGACAGUACAUAUGUAUGGCAUUCGGUCGUGUAGCCUUUGUAGCUUAAUUGAUCUCUCUUGUAAUAUAAUCUAGCCAUGACAGACA